Molecule: messenger RNA, 1227 nt
Organism: Pteropus alecto (black flying fox)
Lineage: Eukaryota; Metazoa; Chordata; Mammalia; Chiroptera; Pteropodidae
Gene: BPHL
Product: biphenyl hydrolase like
Exons: 7
Coding region: 66-941 (291 amino acids)
Source: RefSeq, a predicted model, not a curated record
GCGGCGCGGCGCAGCCUAUAAGCCUCGGCGCACUCGCUCUCCUGGCGCUGGCGCUACCUGAGACCAUGGUGACAGUGCCUGGUGGCCGGGUCAUGCAAGGGCUGCGGCUCCUCCGCUCGGCACUGAAAUCCUGGACCUACGUUCCCGCGGCCGGGAUAGCGGCUGCGUUCGGUACCUCAGUAAUCUCUGCCAAAGUGGCUGUGAAUGGUGUCCACCUGCAUUACCAGCAGACCGGAGAGGGCGAGCAUGCAGUCCUGCUGCUUCCUGGAAUGUUGGGAAGUGGAGAGACUGAUUUUCAACCUCAGAUUAAGAACUUAAAUAAGAAGCUCUUCACAGUGGUUGCCUUCGAUCCUCGAGGAUAUGGACAUUCCAGACCACCAGAUCGAGAUUUUCCAGUGGAUUUUUUUGAAAGGGAUGCAAAAGACGCUGUUGAUUUGAUGAAGACGCUGAAGUUUAAGAAGGUCUCUUUGCUGGGGUGGAGUGAUGGUGGUAUAACAGCACUCAUUGCAGCUGCAAAACAUCCAUCUUACAUCCACAAGAUGGUGAUUUGGGGAGCCAACGCCUAUGUGACUGAGGAAGACGAAGUGAUUUAUCAGAGUAUCCGUGAUGUUUCUAAAUGGAGUGAGAAAAUAAGAAAGCCUCUAGAAACCCUAUAUGGGUAUGACUACCUUGCAAAAACCUGUGAAAAGUGGGUGGAUGGCAUAAACCAGUUUAAACAUCUUCCAGAUGGUAAUAUCUGCCGGCACUUGCUGCCUCUGGUUCAGUGCCCCACCUUAAUUGUGCAUGGUGAAAAAGAUCAGUUGGUCCCACGUUUUCAUGCCGACUUCAUACAUGAACACGUGAAAGGGUCACGGUUGCAUCUGAUGCCAGGAGGUAAGCACAACCUGCAUAUACGUUUUGCGAAUGAAUUCAACAAAUUAGCAGAAGAUUUCUUACAAUGAAAAUGUCCUGAGAACAUGUCACCUGGCAAUUCUUUAGUGUGGGGGCUUAGGCUUGUUGCUGCCUUUGAAACCCACCCCCGAGUGACACCUCAGUUAACCUAUCUUGCAAACUUUCUACUCUCACCUACAGCUGCUGCUAGUCCAAUAUAAAUAAUGAUACUUAAAACAUCCUCUAGCUUUAAGCACUAAAGAAAUUAAAUCAUAUUUUUUAAGUUGUGAAUUUCUACCAUUGUCUUAAAAAAACUUCCUAUCGUGAAUUACUUUCAAAUAAAUCUUAAAUGAAGCA